Molecule: messenger RNA, 1479 nt
Organism: Suillus bovinus
Lineage: Eukaryota; Fungi; Basidiomycota; Agaricomycetes; Boletales; Suillaceae
Exons: 3
Coding region: 1-1479 (492 amino acids)
Molecular function (GO): flavin adenine dinucleotide binding; N,N-dimethylaniline monooxygenase activity; NADP binding
Source: RefSeq, a predicted model, not a curated record
AUGGAAAUAUUGUCAAGUGUUCCCCUAGACUUUCUGCGAGAUAAUUCGCAGUGUCAGAAGCGGAUAUGUAUCAUUGGAGCGGGAGCCGGAGGUCUUGCUGCUCUGAAAGUCAUAUCAGAGUCUGCUUACUUCAAGUCAGGGAAAUGGUCAGUCAUCGCGUAUGAGACCCGGGAAAAGGUUGGAGGAGUGUGGUUACCUUCACCGCCGGUUGUUGACGAAUACAACGCUCCCGUGACGCCUCUUUACGAUUCAUUGACCACGAACUUGCCUCAUCCUAUCAUGGCAUACACCAGCUAUUCCUUUCCGCCAGAGACUCCUUUGUUUCCGUCAGCACAUGUGGUGCAAACGUAUCUCGAAUUGUAUACUGCAUACUUCAAUCUUACGUCCCUCGUCAAGUUCAACACCACGGUAUUAGAUGCACGAUGGGAUUCAACACAAUGGAUAGUAACCCUUUCGGAUGGCGCACAAUUUGCAUAUGACCACUUGAUCGUCGCAAAUGGACAUUAUCACUUACCCCGCAUACCAGAAGUGCCAGGAUUGGCAGAUUGGAUGAAGCGCGGUAGAGCCUCUCACUCUGCAUGGUACAGAAAACCUGAUUUUCUUGGGGAAAAAAUACUUGUUGUUGGAGGCGGAUCCAGUGGCCAGGACAUCGCUGCUGAGAUGUGCACAGUUUCCUCGGUAGUUAUUCAUGCUGCCACGGUCCAUAGUGCAACAAAGAAUGACCCGGGAAACUUCAUCCGUAGAGGUCGGCUUAUCGAACUCAAGGCUAACGGACAAGUAAUUUUUGACGACGGCACGACGGAAGAUAGUAUCGACCACUGUAUUCUGGCAACCGGAUUCCUUAUGCAUUUCCCCUUCUUGGAGAGAGCAUCCAUGAUCAACAACAACAUACCACCGGACUUCCCUCCCUUAGUUCCCGGCAAGCUUUUUAACUCAACCUACCACGUGUUUCCCCUUGCAAAGCAGUUAUUUCCGCUUCAAUCUCAAUGCCCUAUCUCGUCCAUCGUCUUCAUGGGCCUCCUCAUAAGGGUCGCGCCGUUUCCACUUAUGGAAGCUCAAGCGCAUGCGAUUGUGCGGGCGUUUUCUGAUCCUUCAUCUCUUGAUCCUAUCGCAGAAACGGUCGAUAUCAUCACUCACGCUGAUAAACUUAAACGCGCUGGUGUUUCAACACCUCUAGACAUUGCCAAAGCCUGGCUCCGAUACGACAGGGAAGACCAAUGGAAUUAUCGAGACGCGAUGUAUCAAUUUGCGCAGGGCAUGGGGUCUGGGACUCCGCCCAUAAAAGUCACAGAGUGGGAGAAAGAAUUGUACGAUCUGAAAGUGGAACUAAGGUCAGCAUGGGAGGAUUUAGAGAAGUCAGGAGACUCGGUUGAGUGGUUGAGAGACGUCGGGAAGAAUGGGGUGCAGGAUUGGGUGGAGUUGAUGUAUCGUGUGGCAGAUUAUGCCAGGACUCGAAAGAACUCGUUGGGGAGAUUGUGA